Messenger RNA from Rubroshorea leprosula, 834 nucleotides. Lineage: Eukaryota; Viridiplantae; Streptophyta; Magnoliopsida; Malvales; Dipterocarpaceae. The record is from the annotation of a GenBank genome assembly.
AAACAAAACAAAAAAAAUUUGUUAGCAGUUCAGAGCUUUCUAUGGUGUUGCAUUAAACUAUUCUAUGACUAGAACCCUUUUGAGCAUGGCGCUCAAAAACUAUAGUUAAAAGUUAUUAAUAGUGGUUUACAUCUUUCCUUUUGAUGUGAAAUUUUGAGUGUCACAAAUAUCUUCUAUGUAUUGAAUAAGUAAUUUGCAUUCAGCAGAUACUUUCCACACUUCUUGCCACGGUGGGAGCAGCAAUGUCCAUAAAAAACUUCGACAACUCCUUCAACAAUCAUCAUCAAAGACUUGGAUUGGUGUUAUAUAGUGUAAUAUGGUUGCAAGCCUUGCUCGGUUUUCUACGGCCACAAAGGGGCUCUAAAGGAAGAAGUGUAUGGUUUUUUGCACACUGGUUGCUUGGAAUUUCUGUGGCUCUUCUAGGUGUUAUCAAUGUAUAUACCGGACUGCAAGCAUACCAUGAAAAGACAUCAAGAAGGAUAAAGCCUUGGACCAUCCUAUUCACUAUAGAGAUCUCUUUCAUUGUUUUCUUCUACUUGUUGCAAGAUAAAUGGGUCUAUGUGAAAAGGCAAGGGGUCAUUUUGGGCACCGAUCCAGUAGCACCAAAAGAUUUGGAUACUUUAAGAGAGAAAGGAAAGGAAUUGGUGACUGAGCAUUGUUGAAAAACAAAUGAAUCAGUGAGAGAUUUUACUAGCAUUUAGUUCUUUCUUUUGGAUUGGAUUACUAGCAUUUAGAUGAAAGAAAAGAGUCUUCUUGCAUAGAGGAACUAUUCGAACAAGACAAUGAUUACUACAUAUUUUGAUUCAAUACAUUUAUUAAAAAAUUAUUAUUUUU